UUUGAGCCUACAGACCAAACGUCACGGAACGUAGUUAAUAUUCAUAAACCAAGCCUUCACCAUAGUGUGGUUAUAUUUUUCUCCUCUCGGUGAAGAUGGCCACUAGUCCCAAAAGACCCUCUCUGGGUGCCAUAGCCCCCCGUAAGAAAGCCAACCCAAAGCCUGAGCUGACAGAGGAGCAGAGGCAGGAGGUCCGAGAGGCGUUCGAGCUCUUCGACACUGAUGGCUCUGGGUAUAUCGAGGUGAAGGAGUUAAAGGUGGCCAUGAGAGCGCUGGGAUUCGAGCCUAAAAAGGAGGAGAUCAAGAAAAUGAUUGCAGAGGUUGAUAAGGAAGCGACCGGGAAGAUCUCGUUCAGUGAUUUCAUGGCAGUGAUGAACCAAAAAAUGGCUGACAAGGACUCUAAAGAAGAAAUCCUGAAGGCUUUCCGGCUGUUUGACGACGACGAGACUGGAAAAAUAUCUUUCCGGAAUCUAAAGAGAGUGGCCAAAGAGCUCGGCGAAAACCUGACGGACGAAGAGCUGCAGGAAAUGAUUAAUGAAGCCGACAGAGAUGGAGAUGGAGAAGUUAACCAGCAGGAGUUUCUUCGCAUCAUGAAGAAAACAAGUUUGUACUGAAUGUCACCGGAAGCACAGGAUUCGGACAAGAAACCCUUUCAAUGUAAACAUAUUCAACGUCACUGUUUUAAUCAUUCCAAAACCUCGAUGCCUCUCGACCCCGGCGAUCCGAUCCGAUCCGUGAGGGUUUGCCAAACGUCAGCUGUUUACACUCUAUAGUCUCAAAUCAUAUCGGGAAAGAUAUACACACAACAGAGUUAUUAGUUGUAGUGAUCGAGUGAGUCAUACAACGACUCAAGUUUGUCAAUCUGUCAUUAAAUGAGCGAAUCUUAUGUUUCGGAAUAGAUAUAAAAAAUACAUUUUGCAUUAAAAAUAAAGCUUGUUGAAGUUUUGAAGUUACUAUAAGAGCAUUUUUAUUUCGUUUAAAGUUUGUUUAACGCUUCGGCUCAGAAUAGAUCGAUAUUAAGUGGGAAACGAACGUGUCAAAAGAUCGUCGUACAUAAAUCACACGUCAACCCAAUCACUUAUUAGCGUUCAUGUAAAAACUAUGUUCGGAUUCAUCAAUCGGAAAUUAAAGGUGGCCAUGUAAACGUUGCAAAUUAAAACGUUAGUAGUGUUUUUUAUUCACAUUCACUCAUAUAUAUAGGCCUACUUUACAUUUACGUUUCUGCCUUGAGGAAGUAUACAUCACUGAUUAAACGAUCUCGACGUGUUGAAUGAUGAUGUUCUGUGUGCUUUCAGGGACAUCACACACACACACACACACCAUUUACUGCAGCUUUAAAUUCGGUUUCAUAUGUUUUGUAUUUAAGUGUAUUUGAGAUGCUAUCUAAGUAUUAUUUAAAAUAAAAUAACUUGUUUUAAGCUGG
Pimephales promelas (fathead minnow) is the source of this 1423-nucleotide messenger RNA. Lineage: Eukaryota; Metazoa; Chordata; Actinopteri; Cypriniformes; Leuciscidae. The record is from RefSeq and is a predicted model, not a curated record.